This is a messenger RNA of Hirsutella rhossiliensis, 1212 nucleotides long. RefSeq names its product phosphotransferase enzyme family domain-containing protein. The record is from RefSeq and is a predicted model, not a curated record. The transcript has a single exon. Lineage: Eukaryota; Fungi; Ascomycota; Sordariomycetes; Hypocreales; Ophiocordycipitaceae. The coding region runs from base 1 to 1212 and encodes 403 amino acids.
AUGGGCACGCCGCAAGACCACCUCCCGGCCGCCCUGUCCGACGACCAGAUCCAGGCCCUCAUGACGAGCCUCGCCCUGCCGCGCCCGACGUCCAUCGAGCCGCUGCAAGUCGCGGCCGCCUUCCACUCCAUCUACCUGGUGCACUUUACCGGCUCGUGCGCGGCGGCUCUGCGUCCGGCGCAGACGCGUAACCCCGAUGGUUCCGUGACGCUGGUACUGCGUGUCGCCGGCAGCCAUCUGCCGCGCACCAAGACGAUCAACGAGGUGGCCGUGAUGCGCUGGGUCGGCGAGCACACGAGCAUCCCCGUGCCGGCCAUGGUGCGCUUCGAUGCCUCCGAGGACAAUCCCGUCGGCCACGAGUUUACGCUGCUGGAGUGCGCGCCAGGGCGGAGCGUCGAUGCCCUCUAUCCCGGCAUGAGCGACGAGGCCAAGGAGGCGCUGGUUGAGCGGUUGACGGAUGUGCUGGUCGAGCUCAACGGCCACGAGUGGAGCCACGUCGGCGGCCUGCGCCUCACCCAUGACGGUGCCGUGGUCCCGGGCCCGGUCCUCGAGGAUACCUUCUGGAUGACGCCUGACAUUGCCGAGCACUGGGGGAGUGGCGAGACGGUCGCGACGCUCAACCCGACGGGGCCGUAUGAUUCCCACGCGGCCCUCGUGGCCGCCUACCUCGGCUGUUUUGCCCGCGCCAUCGACGCCCACGUCUCACUCGCCUGGUUGCGCGAGACGAGCCCCCGCUUGCGCGCGCUGGCGGACCAUGUCCUCCUCCCACAGGAGACCCCGUUAUCCUCGGCCCUGGCCUCGACCCGCCUCAUCCUUGCCCACAAGGACCUGCACCUGGCCAACGUCAUGGCCACGCCCGACGGUCGCCGGCUGACGGCCGUUCUGGACUGGGAGUUUGCCGGCGUGGUCCCUGCGCCGCGCUGGGACCCCGUCCGCGCCUUUCUCUGGGACGGACGGAGCAGCGGCGGAGGCGGCGAGGAGAAGGAGAGGAUGAGGCGGCUGUUUGAGCGGGCGCUGGAACGGAGGGGGGUUCGGCCGUGGUGGCUGGGUCGCGAGGAUGAAGACGCGGCCCAGAGGGUCGCUGAGCAUGUCUGGACUGUCGUGGGGCAUGCUAGGGCGUUGGUCGAAGUUUGUCCUAGGGGCCAGAGGAGCGACAAGGUCGACGGUUGGCGGAGGACGCUGGAGGAGGCGUUGACGAGGCUGGGGGUUUGA